Molecule: messenger RNA, 978 nt
Organism: Penicillium vulpinum
Lineage: Eukaryota; Fungi; Ascomycota; Eurotiomycetes; Eurotiales; Aspergillaceae
Product: fungal specific transcription factor domain-containing protein
Exons: 3
Coding region: 1-978 (325 amino acids)
Source: RefSeq, a predicted model, not a curated record
AUGGCCCAGUGUCUCGGAUAUCAUCGUACGGUGAAUGCCGAUGGAAAAGAAGCAACAUGCUACAGAACCUUCUGGGUCACCUACUCACUUGAGAAAAUGGUACUGGCCGACUUUGACAUCGGAUCCCCAAUUCCAGAAACUCCAGACGCGAUUUUUGGGGAGCUUAAUUUCUUUCUCAGGUUCACGCAGUGCAGUCGGCUACUGUCAAAGGCUUACCAAAUGUUGUUCUCUACCAGUGCCACAAUGCGCUCGGCUGAUAAGUACAACACGGCUAUCGGAAUCAUUGAUCACGAUCUAGAACGCUGGAGAUUAUCAAUACCAGCGGUCUUCCGGCCAGGCGAGUCGUGCAAACCGACAAUUCAUCGCCCAAGCAUCUCUUUCAUGACCCUCCGUCUACACUAUGUCUACUUUACUCUUUGUAUUUCCAUUUGUCGGUUGACCUUGCAUGUCAACGAUGAAACCUCUCCCCAGAUGGACGUUACGAAAAAAAAAAAGACUCAUGGUCUCAGCUCGGACCGUGAUCCAGCUGACAAGAAAUACCGACACACAACCGUUCACCCCUAUCUGGUACGAUACCAAUCCCGGAUGUUAAGCGUAGUACCCUUAUCAGCUAUGUUUGUUCUUUUUGACUUCGUUGUCUAUAACCCAGUCCAUCCUGAAACAGAUUUCAAUUUGGCUCUUCUAGAUCUGGCUGCGGGAUAUUUCAGUCCUCUGGAGUUUGCAACUAGUGCAUCAUUUCCCACCUCACUUCUAGCUGGCUUUGCCCAUAUUGCCUAUGAAUUUGUUCGAAAGCAACAGGGCCAAAAUGCGUUUGUCCUCACCCCUCUAGUGAAUAGCACAGGGCUCGAUACCAGGCAGGCUGUCUCCUCACCGUUGACCCCUCAUGGCCCGCCAUCGCUGACUAUACAUGAAGAGGGCACUACCUCGACCUUAAGUGAAACAUAUUCUUUAUUUUCUGACAUAGCAUUCGAUGACUGA